GUGUGUGGGCUGCUUUACAUGACCGUUCUUCCAAAAAUGAAGAAGGAACUUGGUCCUUGUCCCUGUUUCGCAUUUUUUCUAGUCUUGUUGGUGUGUUUAACAGAAUCAGCAACACCAAAGAGUGAAAGUGGGAAUAUAGGUGCCAUAGUAGAUAACAGCAGUUCUAGGAUGGGUAAAGAGGCCAAAGUGGCCAUGGAGAUAGCAAUUCAUGAUUUCAACACUCAAACCACUACCAAUCAAAGCUUGAUUCUUCGUCUUCACAUUCCAAUAAUUAGCAAGCAAAGUGAACCCAUUCAGGCAGCUCUUGCAGCUAGAAGCCUCAUCAAGACAAAGAAAGUGCAAGCAAUUCUAGGACCUCACGCAUGGGAAGAAUCAUCACUGGUUGCAGAUGUUUGCACCCAAGCUCACAUUCCCAUUCUCUCUCUUGCCACCGAUUCAACCCCAGAAUGGGCAAUGCUGCGUUGGCCCUUCCUCAUCCAAGCCUCCUCCUCGCCCAAUCAACGCUCACAAAUGAAAGCCGUGGCUGCAAUUGUCCAGUCAUGGGAAUGGCACAGAGUCACUCUGAUAUACGAGGACACGACAAACUCAGCUUCUAAUGGUGUCAUAUCUCAUUUAUCAACUGCCCUACGUGAAGUGGGCGCUGAAAUUGAUCAGCUUAUAGCUCUCCCACCAUUCCCAUCCUCUUCAUUCUCUGAAAAGCUCCAGAGGCUUAAAGGCGAGCAAUGCAGAGUCUUCGUGGUUCACGUAUCUCUCCCACUGGCAAUCCAUUUCUUUGCCAAAGCAAAGAAAAUGGAAAUGAUGACAAAGGACUAUGUAUGGAUCACCACAGACACAAUCACAAGUCUAAUCUAUUCCCUUGACGCCUCUGCCAUUUCCUCAAUGCAAGGUGUAAUCGGCAUCAAGGCCUACUUCCCUGAAACCGGGCCACGUUUCCAAGAAUUCACCAAGAAAUUCAAAAAAAAGUUCAGCAAAGACCACCCUGAAGAAAAAAACCACGAACCUGGGAUUUUUGCAGUCAAAGCCUACGAUGCCACGUGGGCAGUUGCUCUGGCAUUGGGAGGUGCAGGUAAAUCGGACGGCCAAGAAAUCACAGAAAAAAUUUCAUCAACUGAUUUCAAUGGUUUGACAGGUAAAAUUCGAUUCAAUGGAAGGAAAUUAGCUCCAUCACAUACAUUCCAGAUUGUCAAUGUGAUUGGAAAGAGUUACAGAGAACUCGGGUUUUGGACAGAAGGAAGAGGCUUCUCAGAGGCAAUUGAUCAAACAGUUUUUUACAAUUCAUCAAUGCAGGUUUUGGAGCAAGUGUUUUGGCCUGGGGGAGCUCGGUAUACUCCAAAAGGAUGGACUGUUUCCACAGAGAUUGAACGGCUGAGAAUUGGCGUGCCCACCGGAUCAAUGUUCAAACAGUUUGUAAAUGUGGAGCACGACGAUCAGACAAACCGAUUUUCAUUUACUGGAUUUUCAAUUGAUGUCUUCAAAGCAACAAUAGAACGCUUGCCGUAUGAUUUUCCGUAUGAAUUUGUACCAUUUGAUGGUGACUAUGAUGAUUUGGUGAAGCAAGUUCACUUGAAGAAUUUCAGGGGAGUAGUUGGUGAUGUAAAAAUACUAGCAAGUAGAUAUCAGUAUGCAGAAUUCACAGAGGCAUACACAGAAUCAGGAUUGGUGAUGGUAGUCCCAGUUCAAUUACAAACAAACAGGGCUUUGUUAUUCAUGAAACCAUUCACAACAGACAUGUGGAUUCUAAUAAUGGCUAUCAAUAUAUACAAUGGCUUUGUUGUAUGGUUAAUAGAGAGAAAUCACUGCCCUGAACUUCAAGGCUCUGUCAUGGAUCAAAUUGGGACCUUGCUUUGGUUAGGCUUCACCACACUCUUCUCUUUGAAUGGGGAAAAACUGCAUAGCAAUUUGUCAAGAAUGGCAAUGGUGGUGUGGCUCUUUGUGGCACUCGUCAUCACCCAAAGUUACACUGCCAGCCUCACUAGCAUGCUCACCGUGCAGCAGCUUCAGCCCGCAACAAGAAACAUUGAAACCUUGAAGAAUAGCAAUGCAAUGGUUGGGCACGGCAAGGGAACCCAUGUCCCGACAUAUUUGAAAGAUGUCUUGGGAUUCAAGUCCACCAACCUCAAGAACUUUAGCUCACCCCAAGAAUGCGCUCAAGCGCUCAAGAGUGGAGAAAUAGCAGCCCUCUUUCUUGUAGCUCCUUUCGCAAAACUGUUCCUCGCCAUGUACUGCAAGAGCUUCAUCCUAGCAGGGCCGUCGUAUAAAAUUGGAGGCUUUGGAUUUGUAUUUCCGAAGGGAUCUCCAAUGCUUGCUGAUAUAAAUGAAGCACUAUUGAAGGUGGCAGAGAGUGGUACACUAGGAGAGUUAGAGAACAGCAUGACUGGGACUGAGUGUUUGGACAUGGAAUCUGAUCAUGGAAACCCUACCCUCAGCCUCAACAGCUUUUGGAUACUCUUCAUAUUAACAGGAGGCACUUCAACAGUUGCUCUUGUGUUCUAUGUCAUUCUUGGCAAGUGGAAAUUCAGUCACAUGCUUCAACACAAGAUCAACUGGAGACUUAUAUUGGCCAUGUUGAGCAAAAAUUAUCAGUUGAGACCGGAACAUCACGUGACCAAGUGCCCGAUCGGUGGUGUUUUAUGAUUUUU
Messenger RNA from Camellia sinensis, 2639 nucleotides. RefSeq names its product glutamate receptor 2.8. The record is from RefSeq and is a predicted model, not a curated record. Gene Ontology annotation, cellular component: membrane. Gene Ontology annotation, molecular function: ligand-gated monoatomic ion channel activity. NCBI's taxonomy places the organism in Eukaryota, Viridiplantae, Streptophyta, Magnoliopsida, Ericales, Theaceae.